Messenger RNA from Cladophialophora immunda, 1391 nucleotides. RefSeq lists its product as uncharacterized. Bases 172 to 1260 code for a protein of 362 amino acids. Gene Ontology annotation, cellular component: membrane. The transcript has a single exon. NCBI's taxonomy places the organism in Eukaryota, Fungi, Ascomycota, Eurotiomycetes, Chaetothyriales, Herpotrichiellaceae. The record is from RefSeq and is a predicted model, not a curated record.
AUCCCAUUGAAGUCUUUGUGUUUUCUCUUCAACCUUGGUAUACGCUUCCAACCUUACCCUGCAGAGGACUCCAUCCUCCUCACAACACAGAAAGCAUCUAUCCAAUACCCCCUCAAGCAUCGCCAGCUCUCUGAAGUAGUCCCUCCCUACCACCACAAGCAUACUACAACAAUGCCCAAAAUCGUGUGUCACGCCGGCACAGGGCCCAAUGACAUCUGGUCCUACUGCCCUUCCUUCAGCGCAGCAAUCCUCUUCACGGUCCUCUUCGGCAUCACGACAUGCGCCCAUAUACUCCAGGCAAUCAUCUACCGCAAACCCUUUGCCAUGGUUCUCAUCAUGGGUGCCCUGUGGGAAACGGGCGGCUACGUCGCUCGCAUAUACUCGAUCGAGAACCAGCUGUCGAGCGGGAUCUACACGGCGCAGCUGCUCCUGAUCCUGCUCGCGCCGCUCUGGAUCAACGCCUACAUCUACAUGCUCCUGGGGCGGAUGAUCCACUUCUUCCUGCCCAAGGGCCGGGACCGCGUGUUCAAGAUCCGCGCCCGCGCCAUCACCCGCAUGUUCGUCGCGUUCGACAUCACGGCGUUUCUGAUCCAGGCCGUCGGCGGCACCAUGACCGGGCCCGGCGCGAGUGCGUCGGUCCAGAAGACGGGGCUGAACGUCUACACGAGCGGCGUGGGCGUGCAGCUGUUCUUCCUCGUCGUGUUCGUCUCCCUGGCCAUCGGCUUCCAACGCAAGGUCAAGUACCUGAAGCAGCGAAGCGCCUCGACAGGGUCGGGUUUCUACCUGGCCGACACCGAAGCGCAAUACCAACCCGUGCUCGCCCCAUCGCCAGACCCAGCCCGCUCCCCGUCCCCAAUGCCCGAGGAUAGCACACCGGACCUCGACCUAACCACGCCGCUGCUCCGCGUGCUCUACGUCACGCUCGCGCUGAUCAUCGUGCGCAAUAUCUACCGCCUCGUCGAGUUCGGCAUGGGCGCCAACUCCCCGACUGUGACGCACGAGUGGUUUGCGUACGUCUUCGACGGCGUGCCCAUGUUCUUCGCCCUCCUGGUCCUGAACGUCUUCUACCCGGGCAGAUUCCUGCAGGGCGAGCGCAGCGACUUCUCCCAGGAGGACAAGGAGCGGAAGCAGGAGAAGCGGGCGCGGAAGGAGAAGAAGAAAGAGGAUAAGCGGGAGAGGAAGGAGAUGAAGAGGAUGGUCAAGAUGGCCAAGAAGGAUGGGAAGAAUGGUGGGGGCGCCGUGUAUGAGGCUUUGAAGUAAGACACCCACGGAAAGCGAGCGUUAUCAUCCUCAGCACCAGUUUUUAUAUUUUUGUUAGCCUCCUGCGUAUGAGAGCGAUGAGUUAUAGAAGAGGCGGCAGGCUCAAGUUGGACGAUGUCAUGGAUUCUUUA